GUCGGCGCGCCGUAGACGCGGUCACGCUCGCUCGCUCCCUCCACCGACGCCGAUAAGUGCCCAAGAGUCCAAUUGCUGGGUCACAUGGUCAAAUGAUGCUGUUUGGAAUAAUUUCCCGGCAUUUACGUGGCUUAAAGAAACUCCCAUGGUCAUGUGACUCCAGAUAUUUCUGGGGCUGGUUGAAUGCAGUGUUUAAUAAAGUGGAUCAUGAACGAAUCAGGGAUGUUGGCCCCGACAGGGCAGCAUCUGAGUGGCUGCUGCGCUGUGGGGCUUUGGUGCGCUACCAUGGCCAGGAGAGGUGGCAGAAGGACUACAACCACCUCCCAACAGGCCCUCUGGACAAAUACAAGAUUCAAGCAAUCGAUGCCACUGACUCUUGUAUCAUGAGUAUUGGAUUUGAUUACAUGGAAGGCCUAGAGCAUGUUGAAAAAAUAAGGCUAUGCAAGUGUCAUUAUAUCGAGGAUAACUGUUUGCAGAGGCUUAGUCAACUUGAAAAGUUACAAAAAAGCAUAUUGGAAAUGGAAAUAAUUUCCUGUGGGAAUGUCACAGACAAAGGCAUCAUUGCUUUGUGUCAUUUAAGAAACCUCAAGUAUUUGUUGUUAAGCGAUCUUCCUGGAAUAAAAGAAAAAGAAAACCUUGUCCAAACCUUUAAGACAGCACUGCCUUCUCUGGAACUGAAAUUACACUUGAAGUAAAAUGAUAGUAAUGUGUCUUAUUUCAGCAUAAAGGAUCAUUUGAAAUUGUUGACCCUAAGAAUCAACAAAUAUUAUAUAAUCAUCAACAGAACUAUAAGGAUGUCAUAUCAUUUUAGAGAUGGAGAGUCCAUCAUAUACAGAAAAUAAAUAUUCAGAUGUGACUCACUAAAGUUACCAAGUUGGAAGUGAGAAUUUAUGUAUGUUAAAUCAUCUAAAGAAAAAUGCAAACUAGGUAGCAUUUUAAUUCUAACAUAUUCCUUAUUUAAUAUAGAUAGCUACAUAGAUCUUGCUCGGUUUUUUGGUUUUUGUUUGUUUGUUUGUUUUGCAGCUGGUUGGUGUGGAGAUCUGAACCCUUGGCCAAAUGAGCUAACCAGCUAGCCUACAUAAAUAUUAUUUGAUGUAGAUAUUGAUUUAGGCUUCUCUAAAGCAAUUUAACUGAGUAACACAUAUUCUUUAUUGUCAUAGUAAUUUACAGUAUAUUUUACUGUAAAGUUAUUGAAGCAUGUUACUAUAAAUGCACAAUUAUGAAAAAGUGGAAGCUACAUUACAGAUUCAUUGGCAGAGUCAAUUAUGCAGAGUAAUUAGUGGUUGUUGAGGCAUGCAUUUCAUAUUGCUUCCCAAGAUUUGCAUGCCUUUCUCAUGAUCCUGCACUUGUGCGUUCUUGAUAGCAUACACCCUUUCUGAGAAUGAAUAAUUGCUGGUUAAUCUAUUUUGUAAACUAAGUCUAGUGUUUUAUUAAAACUAGACAUUGACACUUGGCUGAAUUCUGAUAGUUUUGCUGAUUGCAGUAGAACAAAGGAAACCAUCAUAAAGACCAGCAGGUUAUGCUUACAUUUUUCCUAAAUUAGAAAAUUGCUUUAAACAGAAAAUUUUAACAUAUCAAUUAGAAACUAAUUUUUCCUCUCUCAUAUCUUGGAUACUACCUCCUAUGAACACAAAACACAUGAAAAGGAAGUAUAAAAACAAAAAUCAAUUUGUAUCUAGAAAGCAGUAAUAAAGAAUGUCAUAAAUAGAUAAAACAGGUCUUUAUUUUUACCUGUUUGAAAAGGUUUUUAUUCUCUUUUUCUUUGAAAAGUCUUUUAUUCUGUUAAUGUUAGUUAAUGGAUUUCUGUAUGUUUGGUUUAAAUAUUAAGCUGUUGAAUAUAAACUUGACUGGAAAUAAUUUUAAAAUUAGCACUUUCUACGAUGAAGCUUUCAGGUAGAAAAAUGAAGUUUAGUUGUAUUUAGAAACUAGCUUAUGUAAAUAGCACAUAGCAUAAAUGAUAUAUUAUUUACAAUUGCCACUGUCAUUCAAAAUAUCAGAAAAUAGUAAAUUAAAAAAAAAAAGACAAGGGUAUAGAACAGCUUUAUACGGUAUAGUGCUGAUUCCAUGCUGGAAAAAAAAGAUUACAAUAUGGUUAAAUUGAGCAUAAGCAUAAAUUUAGUAGAACUCAUUAGAGAAAAAUGAGAUCUUUUUCUCAGGUUUGUUUCAUUACUCUGUGGUGAGACAACUGAUUCACCAUGAUUUAGUCCAGAGCUACUUUUCUAUUCUGAAUGAUUUUCUGUAAAACUAUUGGCUGAAUUAGGCAGUUAUAAGUCAUCUGCCUCCGUCAAGUGCAUUUUCUUGGAUUAAGGAAAAAAAGAAAAACAAAAAUUUUAACUAUUCACAGAACUUGGAUGUCCUUCCUUGUCAUUUGAAUUAAAGCUACCUAACAGGAAUUGACUAAUACUGGGAUAUUAUUAUUUAACCCACUACCAAGUCUCUGCAAGAAGUUACAUACAUUAGAGAUAUCCUAAGGAAGCCUCAGGAUAUCAUUAAACUGGAUGGGGUAGCCAACAUUAUUGAACAGAUGCCAGAAUUUAAAGGAUUACUUAGCAGUAAGUGAAUGGGGUCAAACACUUUCAUAAAGAAAAUCAACACAGGAAAAAAAUGGAAGUGCAGAAGAAAUGCUUUGAAGAUACAGUAAAAUACAGUCAUGCAUUGCUUGACAAUGAGGAUACAUUCUGAGAAAUAUGUCAUUCAGCGAUUUCGUCAUUGUGUGAACAUCAUAGAGUGUAUUUACACAAACCUAGAUGGAAUAGCCUUUUAUACAGUUAGGCCAUAUGGUGUAGCCAUUAUAAUCUUAUGGGAGCACCAUAGUAUAUGGAGUCCCAUCAUUAACUGAAAUGUCGUUAUGUGGCACGUGACUAUAUAACUUUGAAAACCAUGGCUGAGAAUGGCUAGGAAACAUUGGCAGCACAUCAACCAGAAAUGGAAUUGAGCUGUAAGAAACAGACAUGAAGCUUCAUAUUGCCCUUGUGUCCAGAGGACAAGGAUGAAAAAGCUUUUUGAUUAGGCACAGUAGGCCAAAUCAAAGCUAAUUAUAUGUCAUCAUUUUAAGUCUCAUUGUACAAAGCUAGGAAUCCUCAAUAAUAUCAUUUUGUACUACUUUCUUAUUAGUUUUAUUAGUUGUUAGUAUAGUGUGUGUGUGUAUUAUACACACACAUACACAUACAUAUAGUGUAAAUAGACAUUUCAGGGAAAACAUCAGUUUAUAACCUAACAUCUUUCAUGACUCAAGUAAAAGCUACAAGCACUUUCUUCUGAAACUCAGAUCACUAUGUACAUUUCUGCCUAUAUAUCUGUCUCUAAGUUUGAGGCUGAGCCGGAGAGAAUGAAGUACUAUUUGGGGGCUGACAGGUUUCAUUCCUGCGAGGUCUGUAGGUCUUGUUCUACCUUUUGACCACCUCAGUCAGUUGCCAAGCUUCAUGCCAUUGUUUGCGAGGGGAAUUUGGGUGAACAAGUGUAGAUGGAUCACAGUAAAUCCAUCUUGCCUGCAAAAAUGACAAGAUACAUCUUUUACUGAGGGUAAAGACAAAAGUAUAUAUAAGAAAUGUAUAAACGUUUAAAUACAAAAGCAUGUAAAUUACAAUCUUUUUAUGAUAAUCCAUGUGAUUUUAAAUAUUUUGAACAACUUAAAUAUUCC
This is a messenger RNA of Galeopterus variegatus (Sunda flying lemur), 3640 nucleotides long. RefSeq names its product ATP synthase, H+ transporting, mitochondrial Fo complex, subunit s (factor B) (gene DMAC2L). The record is from RefSeq and is a predicted model, not a curated record. The transcript has 7 exons. Bases 93 to 695 code for a protein of 200 amino acids. NCBI's taxonomy places the organism in Eukaryota, Metazoa, Chordata, Mammalia, Dermoptera, Cynocephalidae.